Molecule: messenger RNA, 5441 nt
Organism: Gallus gallus (chicken)
Lineage: Eukaryota; Metazoa; Chordata; Aves; Galliformes; Phasianidae
Gene: NIPA1
Product: non imprinted in Prader-Willi/Angelman syndrome 1
Exons: 5
Coding region: 12-983 (323 amino acids)
Biological process (GO): magnesium ion transport
Cellular component (GO): membrane
Molecular function (GO): magnesium ion transmembrane transporter activity
Source: RefSeq, a predicted model, not a curated record
GGGCGACCGCGAUGCGGAUGGCGGUCGGUGCGGCAGCGGGGGACGGGGCGGCGCAGAGCCCCGGCCCCGCCGCCGUGUCUCUGGGCUUGAGCGUGGCCGUGGUGUCCAGCCUGGUGAACGGCUCCACCUUCGUCCUGCAGAAGAAAGGGAUCGUGCGGGCCCGCGGGCGAGGUACUUCAUACUUGACAGAUAUAGUAUGGUGGUCUGGCACUAUUGCAAUGGCUCUUGGUCAAAUAGGAAAUUUCUUGGCCUACACUGCAGUCCCAACUGUGUUAGUGACUCCCUUGGGAGCGCUUGGCGUUCCAUUUGGGUCCAUUUUAGCUUCUUAUUUGCUGAAAGAAAAAUUGAAUAUUCUUGGCAAGCUGGGAUGUUUGCUGAGCUGUGCUGGGUCUGUUGUUCUCAUCAUUCAUUCCCCAAAGUCUGAGAGUGUAACGACUCAGGCUGAGCUCGAAGAGAAACUUACAAAUCCAGUUUUCGUGGGUUACCUCUGCGUAGUACUGCUAAUGCUUCUCCUGCUAAUCUUCUGGAUAGCUCCAGCUCAUGGACCUACUAAUAUCAUGGUUUACAUCAGUAUUUGCUCUCUCUUGGGCAGUUUCACUGUUCCCAGUACAAAAGGCAUUGGGCUGGCUGCUCAAGAUAUCUUUCACAAUAAUCCAUCAAGUCAAAGGGCUUUGUACCUCUGUCUGGUACUUUUGGCAGUAUUAGGAUGUAGCAUUAUCAUUCAGUUCAGGUACAUCAAUAAGGCACUGGAAUGUUUUGACUCCUCUGUGUUUGGAGCCAUCUACUAUGUUGUGUUUACAACUCUAGUCUUGCUGGCUUCAGCCAUCCUUUUCAGGGAAUGGAGUAAUGUAGGAGUGGUCGAUUUCUUGGGAAUGGCGUGUGGAUUCACUACAGUAUCUAUUGGAAUUGUUCUUAUACAAGUCUUCAAGGAGUUUAACUUCAAUAUUGGAGAUUUAAAUAAACCUAACAUGAAGACAGAUUAAUUUUUUUUUUCUUUUGAGGGGAAACUGGAUGGCUCAGGGAAAGAUAAAGAGCCUUUCAUUUCUAGGUCACUGAUUCAAACAUGAUUCAAGUUGGUAGUCAGCCUGUCAUGAUUUGGUGGCCUACAUGAAAUGAAUUGGAGGCCUCCAUCCAGUUUCAAAGGAACAGUUGUCCAUUGUACCCCAGUCAAUACAAUAAAUGACCUUAACUGGAACCAUGGAUUGAGUUAGCAUAGAGACUGAUGUAUUUCCUUACUUCAAGGGAUAAUCAAUCAGAAGAGAUGUGAGGAUAUUCUGACAGACUUGUGUGUGAAUCCUUCUAUUAUGGCUGCCCCUGAGGUAUUGUUUUUGUGGGUAGAAAACAUCAGUUUCUAACGCACUCAAUCUGACUCCUUUCCGUGAGUGAUGUAUACCUUAAAAAUAAGAGGGAGAAAAUGUGAGUUGAACAAUCUGUUAAUACUGCAAUGUGUUCACCGUCAAGGCUAUGAAUUCUGAGACUAAUGUUGGAUGAAUUAUGGACUGCAGAUUUGUCCUUUUUAGUGACUGUCUUGGCAAUUUGGUCUGCCAUGUGGUGAAGACACUGGGGAGUUUUAAAUUGAAUUCUUUACACAGAGCAGUGAACCUUUAAAAUCCUUCACUAUUUACUUAUCAGCUGAUGGUAGUGUUCAGGGUAUGCAUUUUCCUUUGUAACAUGUGCAUUAAGACAUACCGCAUUCACCUGAGAGUUUUUAAUUGGGAGCAGACAAAGACUGUAAAAGAUAUGGAAAUGAUGCACAGACUCAUUGCCUAUAUGGUGGCUUAUUUGUAAGCAGCUCAGAACUAUUUCAGUGCCUUUGUAAUCCAAAAAUACUGCAUAAAUGUGAAUGUAUUUGUUUCAGCUGGCCUAUAUUGGUUUAAUAAUUCAGUCUCACUGUCAGUACUACUGGACUGUAUUCAAAUUCUAAACAUGUAAAGCAUCCAGGAGACACACAUUUUGGAAGAAUUUACUAGCCUGAAUUGAAACUCUUAGAUGCUUGGACAGCUUUGUCAUAGUUGUAAUGGGAAAAGGUAACUUAUGAGAGGACUAUUUAAAGCCAGCCAACAUACCUUGAUUCUAAUUGACCAAAUGCAGGAAGGUAUGUUGCAAAGUAGUUAAUAAGCAGCAAAAACAAAAUAAAUGUUUAAGAGACAGAAGAGCAUAAAAUUUCUCAUUGCUCAGAAAAAGAAAAGAUGGCCUCGUCCUCUUGUAACAUGGGAAAAGGAGAUUGAAGCCUGACAAAGCGUAGGCAUUCAGAGAGCUGAGUUCAGAAAACCAACUGGAACAUACAUUCAGAUCCACUAACUUAUAGACCUUUAUGAAUAGUUCAGCAAUAAUAUUUUGACAGGUAGUACACAAUAGCUUAAGCUGCGAGUGGAAUGAUUCUGAACUGUUUAGGUUAAACCUUUUAGAGAACAUUUGUAUGUCAAAAAUAGUUAAUUUUCACAUAUUUAUAUUUGGUAGUUAAUCACAAGUCAAAAAUUCAUGAGGAAAGCUUGAAAAGUAACAAAUGUUUGCUUCCAUUUCGAGUACAAAACCAGAAAUCGUACAGUGGAACUGGGUCUCUGGGUCAGGAUGAAUUUUUGUGACUGGCUGAGGGCAAUACAAAUAUUGAUUAAUGGAAGUAAUAGUGUCCACUCUGAAGUGGGUUUUGUUUUCAUUUUUUUUUGGUGUGAAUUAAUGCUAUCUUAAACCUCACCUAUUGCUUGGAAGUCAGUUUGACAACUCUGAACUUUGGACUCAUGGUCUGAACUGGCAGAAAUGUGCCCUGUUAUAGACUGGCACAGAAAUUGUGUCUUGGCGUAAUAAAAUAGCACUAGCAGAAGAGGGGCCAUCUUGGAUUUGCAGAUACUUCAUAUGAUUUCUAGAAAGUUUCAGAAUUGUAGAUGGGGCAAAUUAGACUAUGAAAGAUAGUUUCUGAACUGUUGAUAUUGAUUGAAGAUGGUAUAUCGGUUAUCAGCAGACAAUUACGUUUUGUCACACUGGUUCCCUUUUUUUACCGAAUUGUACAUAAGUUAUGAGACCUGUAGUGAUCUACUUUUUAAAACGAUGUUAGUUGUUUUCUGAAGCAGUCAAAUUGUCUUUUCAAAAUCCACAUUCACGAGUUGUGUGUUGGUUCUGCACUAGCCUUUAAUCUCCAAACGCUUCCAUAAAGAACUUUCUUUAGGUUAAAGUGAUAAAGUCUGUGGUCUUAUCUCAGAUCUCCUUUGGCCAUAUUUGUGUGUUUUGUUUUAAAACAUUCUUUUUUAUUUAGAAAGUGCCUAUCCUAGGAAGUACGUUAGGUGCAUAUGCAAAUUAUUAGUUAAUAUUGUAUCCACAAUAACUUGACUGCCCUGUCUAAUUCUUGCCAUUUUCUGCAACACACAAACGAGUUUACGUGAUGAGCACUCUCUACGCAGAGUAACAAUUAAGUAGCAGCCAUGUCCUGUGGUCCUUUGGCCAUCCUUACAGCUGAUAAAUGUAUGUAUAAGUGUCUUCUCCCCGGCUGCUCCUCAUCCAUGGUGAGCUUUCUAGAAAUGUCUGGUUAACCUUGUUGUUUAAAACAGAUGUCAAAAGCCAGCACAUAAGAUGAAAGAAAUUCUCGUGGCCUUGCACAUCAUUUAUAUCUGCAGCCUUUUACAUCGUGAAUGCUAAAUAAUGGAAGCCUUUAUUUUUGCUACUUUGUUCAGUAUAUAACGAUGUUCUUUUGAGUACUGCUAUACCUGGAUCUGGUUCAAUUCUAACUUUAGAAGUGUAUUAGCAUUUUGUUGUCACUGCUGGUAUCACUCUUCCUCCCUCCAUCCAUUCUUCCUCCCUUUUUUGGUCUUUGCCCGUUGCUUUUCUGAUUUAAAAGGAGGCACUGUUGAAGUUGAAUUUUAGCUGUUCCUUCUUUUUUUUCCCACCUCUGUCAAGUAAGCACUUGAAAAAGACAUCUGAGUUCCAUCAUCUCAGGGAGCAAAUGUGCGUAGCUCUUUCCUGAGCUUUCCCUUGUGGAAGUGAUGGAGCCUACACGUGUAAAAUGGACUCAUUACAGUGGUGGGAUGCAUUUGAGUUAAAUUCAGCCCCAUACAAAAAGGUGUUUCACUCUGUAUGUCUGGCUUCUGUUGUACUUAUCAAACAUACUUACAUGUUACUCACUUGACAAUAGCGCUAUGAUGAUUAUCCCUUCAGUGUAUGGAGGAUUUACAUGUGUCGCUCCCAAUCUUUAUUAGGUGUCAAACACAAAAAUCCCUCAAAUGUUCAGUAGGAAAAUAGAAACGUUUUUGAUACAACAACCAAAAAAAAAAAAUUUGUUACCUUACGUUCUUAUGUAAAAAUGAAAAAUACCUAAGGUUAUCUGCUGUACUGACUUUCCAAAACAUUAUAUAUGUAAAUAGAUCCUAUUUAUUAGUGAGCUGAAACUAACGUUAAUGAGAACCUGUCACAUCACAGUUUGACAAGUGAGGCUUCCUAUUAAUAAUCUUCGUUUGUAUUGAACAUACGUAUUUUUCUGAGUAACUAGCACUGAAAAAUGAAAACACUGGAUUUUGUUUGUUGAAAUACUAGAAUCUGUGAGGUUUAGCUUUGCUUUUUAUUUGAAACAUAGGGGGUUUGUAUUUGAAGAAAGAUCUGGGGUUAGUAAGUUUGAGUGCUUAAAACUGGACUCUGCACGUUUUACCCUUCUCUUCUUUCUUCAUAAAUAUAAAGCAUUCUACAGAUGUUCCUCAGUUGUCUGGCUGAAGCUUCACUGUUAAAUCAAUUAUUAACAAAUAUUCAUCAGUUACCUGAUGUCUUUUCUUUACAGAGACCAAUCUUUGAAAUAAUUUUUCGGUGCUACUGAAUACAGGGUGAAGUGAUGCGGAAUGUUAGUAUACCAUGUGAGGCACCAAUGAUGUGGAAAGUUAUUACUAUUAGUGCCCGAGUGUUUCAGACAACAAUGUUGAAAUGAUCACAAAGUUAGAGAUUAAGAAAUCUUUCUUAAAAGCUGAAAAUAAGUGUUUUUGGUGGGUUUUCUUGUGUUUGGUCAGGUUUUUUGUUUUCUUUUUUUCCUCUAAACAGCGACUCUAGAGAGUAGAAAAUGUUACACAAAUGGGGUAUUUUUAACUUAAUUCUCUUUUUUUUUCAACUGUGGAACUUUCUUUUCUUACUUCUGUUUUCCUGGAAUGUAAAUAAACAGUUCUGAUGAGAUGUGGGGAAAAAGUGGAUGGCAACAAAUACACAGUGUCAGGUUGCUUCAAUGCUAUUGCAAUAUAGUCACUAUGGAUUACAUAAAAAUGGUUUAUUUUAUUAGCUUUCAAAUAAUGUAUACAUAUAUAUUUGUUAAUGGCUUACCAGUCAAGCUUACUCUUUGCUUUUUAAAAAAUAGUUACAGGCAUGUUGUAUUUGCCUUGUGUAAAUUAUAAGAGGCUAUUUAUUAAGUUUUCUGAUAACUAAUCUAUUUAUUAAUCUGUAAUGUUUUAAAAUAAAUGAUUUUAUUUCUAGCUCAA